Messenger RNA from Exaiptasia diaphana, 919 nucleotides. RefSeq names its product keratinocyte-associated protein 2. Bases 63 to 461 code for a protein of 132 amino acids. The transcript is spliced from 5 exons. NCBI's taxonomy places the organism in Eukaryota, Metazoa, Cnidaria, Anthozoa, Actiniaria, Aiptasiidae. The record is from RefSeq and is a predicted model, not a curated record.
CCCCAAGAGGACUAGGCACUAGCUGAGGUGUCCUCUUUUGAUUUCGUGUUCUUUCUUCCAACAUGGCUAUUCCUACAGCUGCAUCGGGUUGUUUUGCCUCUAUUUUGACUGUAAUCAUAUUUGCUUCGAUGCAAAUGUUCAAGCAGAACCUUGCGUCCAGCGAAUGGAUGACGAUUUUAGGAGGAUUCAUUGGUGCUCAACUUUUUGUUUUCUUGUUAACUGCUGUUGGUAAUUUUGAAACCAUGUGCUUUGGGAAAAACUUUCAAACAAAACUAUUCCCUGAGGUUGUUGCCUGCUUAGGAAUUGCCAUGUUUUCUUCUGGUCUUAUUCAUAGAGUGUGUGUCACCACUUGUUUCCUAUUCUCAGCCAUUCUACUGUACUACAUGAAUAGACUCUCGUCCACUGCYCACACACCAGUUGUAACAAGACCACCYCCAUCAAAAGGCAAGAAGGGCCACUAAGACAAGAGCAUCACAACACUAGAUUUAUACCAUAAAUGUAUCUUUAUUGCAAUUAAAUUAAACUUUUCAAAUAACAAUCAGUUUUGUGAUACUGAGUCAACUGUAGAAGAAUGACAGCUUGUAUGAAAAGUUAAAAUUCAAGGUGGCUUUAACACAAUAUAUUAUCCUUGGAUGAAAGAAAGACAUAAGGCUUCAAAGGAAGUUUUGUUUUAAAUUUUUAAAAAGUGCUUUSUAAAGCUUUGRAACAAAAUGUAGUCUGCUUAAUUUGGUUUUUAGUUAUUUCUCUUUUAUGACUGUGAUAAUGUGACUGUAACUUGYUUCUUUUGUUAAAAUCAGGAAUCUUGAAGUUUGACCAAAGCAUCAGCUUGUCGUGUAAGCAUAAAAGAAAUAGAAAUGAAUCAACAAAUGUAUAUAAUUGAGAUAUUUUCCACACCUCUGCUCCAAUAUUAUUUUGAUGU